AUGGCCUACGAGCCGCUGCGCGGCUCAUGCUCAUGUGGUCGCAAUGAAUACCAAAUCAAUAUCCCAGACGAUGUAACAGAGCAUGCCGAGGUUUACUUCGACAGCAGCCGAGAUAACCGCCGAUUCCACGGCACACCUCUUUCGGCAUGGCUGCGCGUGCCUCUCGACUGGUACGAGUCUUAUACUCAAUCUUUCUUCCCGGAUGAAUCGCACUCCUCCAUCCGUCGCAGCUUUUCGCCCCGUCAUGCUCCCCAGACUCAGCGGGUGUUCUGUGGUUACUGUGGAACGCCAUUGACAUUCUGGACUGAGGAGCCGCGAGAGGAGUCAAACUUCAUGUCUAUUGCUAUUGGAAGCUUGCUUGUUGAGGAUCAGCGGGCUUUGGAUGACCUGGAUCUUCUUCCGGAUGACUUUGAUGAAGAGGCCCCUCGUGCUGGUGUCUCGACCUCGUCUGCCCUAGCUCCCGCAGAGACUCCCCCAUCUUCAGUUAUAAUUCCUUCCUUCGAAGAGCCAAAGGUCUCCAGAAGCUUCCAACACGGCACAACAAGGGGUAUCCCCUGGUUUGAAGAGAUGGUGGAAGGAAGCCGUUUGGGUCGUUUGAUGCGAUCUCGACAUGGCAAGGGAGUUAGUGAUGAUCAAUCUACCUCGAUUGAAUGGGAGAUUAGCGAGUGGCACGAUGACGGAUCUGGAUUUGUGCGACAAGAUUCGGAGUCCAGCUCACGUUCUACUGGUAAGAGAAAGCGGGUUGCUCAAGUUGAUGUCGAGGAGCCUGAGUCUCCCUCGAAACGUGUUGAGUGA
Molecule: messenger RNA, 795 nt
Organism: Penicillium antarcticum
Lineage: Eukaryota; Fungi; Ascomycota; Eurotiomycetes; Eurotiales; Aspergillaceae
Exons: 2
Coding region: 1-795 (264 amino acids)
Source: RefSeq, a predicted model, not a curated record